AGAAAGGAAGACCCAUCGUCACCACAGACUUCUGCAGUCAUGGCUACUGGUGGUCUGGUGAAGACCUGCCUGCUGGGGGCGCUCGCCCUCCUCUCCAUAGGUGCCGCCCACGCUGACGAGAACCCAUGUGAGGCUACGGACACGUCACCCAUCGAUUACCCGCAGGCGCUCUGCAUGUCAUUCUUCUUCUACGAAGCUCAACGGUCCGGUAAACUACCAGAAAAUAACCGCGUCCCAUGGCGAGGUGACUCUGCCCUGGACGACGGUGCUGAUGUGGGCCAUGACCUUACUGGUGGAUACUACGAUGCUGGUGACAUGGUUAAGUACGGCUUCCCUAUGUCCUUUUCCAUCACCAUGUUGGCCUGGGGUCUCCUCGACUUCUCUGACGGCUACAGUAAAGCGGGCCAGACUGAUUACGCGUUGGAUGCCAUCAAGUGGGGUACUGUCUACUUCAUCAAGUGUUACACCUCAACGAAUGAGUUCUGGGGCCAGGUCGGAAACAGUGAAAUUGACCACUACUUGUGGGAACGACCAGAAGUUAUGACAGAGGAACGACCUUCUUACAAGAUUGACGAGGAAAAUCCUGGUACGGAACUGGCUGCUGAGACAGCUGCCGCUCUUGCUGCUUCCUACUUGGUGUUCAGGGAUACGGACGCUGACUACGCCGAGGAGUUACUAGCCCUGGCCAAGGAACUCUACGAGUUCGGUGAUAACUUCCGUGGAAACUACGACGAUGCGAUCCCGGACGCCUACGAUUCAUUUAACGGGUAUGGUGACGAGCUGCUCUGGGCUGCUCUGUGGCUGUACAGAGCAACGGAGGACGAGAGUUACCUCACCCGCGCCGAGGGUCACUGGGACGAGUUCAACUUUGAGUACUCAGCAGCUUUUCAGUUCUCCUGGGACGACAAGACGGCCGGAAUCUAUGCGCUCUUCUGGCUGCUGGACGGUUCACAGAAAUAUCUGGACCACCUCACCACCUACCUGGAUUACCUGCAGAACACCGCCCCAUACACCCCAGAGGGUCUGGUCUUCCUCUCUGAGUGGGGAUCAAACAGGCAUGCUGCUAAUGUUGCCUUCCUCGCUCUCUGGGCUGCCAAACAAGGUGUGGACACGUCAGUGAACAGCGAGUGGGGUCAGGAUCAGAUGGACCAGCUUCUGGGUGCCAACUCUCGCUACAACAUGACCUUCGUUGUGGGCUUCGGUGACAAGUAUCCUGAAAGACCUCACCAUCGCUCCAGCUCGUGUCCCGACCCCCCUGAGGUUUGUGACUUCGGCUGGGCUUUCACCCAGCCUGGACCCAACCCACACGUCCUAUAUGGUGCCUUGGUCGGUGGACCAGAUGAGAACGGCGACUACGAGGACGACCGCUCUAACUACGUGCAGAAUGAAGUCGCCUGUGACUACAAUGCAGCCUACAGCGGUGCUCUAGCUGCUGUCAUAGAGCUUAUUUGAGCUUCUCACGUAGAGCUUAGUUAAGAGCUGCUCUUACAGAUCUCAGAAGAUUCUUCGCCUCGCGAUACUAAAUGCAUUGUCUAAGCAACGAUUGCUGAGUCUGCUGUCACAUAUCUCUCUCUCUCUCUCUCUCUCUCUCUCUCUCUCUCUCUCUCUCUCUCUCUCUCUCUCUCUCUCUCUCUCUCUCUCUC
This is a messenger RNA of Cherax quadricarinatus, 1643 nucleotides long. The record is from RefSeq and is a predicted model, not a curated record. NCBI's taxonomy places the organism in Eukaryota, Metazoa, Arthropoda, Malacostraca, Decapoda, Parastacidae.